CUUUCUUUCUUUCUUUCUUUCGCUUUUCUUUUUCAGAGUAUGGCCUCUAUCCAGCCUCCUUCUAGUUAUGGCACACCUUAUUGUUCACGUAUCCGGUCGAUGCAUGGUCACAAAUUACCUGCCCAGCCUGAGGGCGCGGUUCUGUCAUUUGGUGUUCCAAAAGAUUUCGACAAUCUACAUCAUCAAAUGGGGAUAAAGAGCAAUAGCUGGUUUACAUAUGACAGAAAAAAGAGCUAUUCAUCUACAACGGCGUCAUUAGCUACCACAAUCGUUUCGGUCGAAGAUAAAAAAAUAAAUCUAUCAAAGAGAAUGAACCGAAGGUCGUAUGCUGCCAAUAGUGUCAAGAUCAGACAAGUGGAAGUGGGUCCGAGCAGUUUCACAAAGAUACGGCUACUAGGCAAAGGAGAUGUAGGCAAGGUCUAUCUCGUAAAGCAAAAGGGGACAGAUAGGCUUAUGGCAAUGAAAGUUUUAUCAAAAAAGGAAAUGGUACGUCGAAAUAAAGUCAAGCGAGUCUUGGCAGAACAAGAGAUAUUGUCAAGUGCGAACCACCCCUUCAUUGUAUCACUCUACCAUUCAUUUCAAAGUCAAGAUCAUGUCUAUUUCGUCAUGGAGUAUUGCUCAGGAGGUGAGUUUUUUCGAGCAUUACAAUCAUGGCCUGGAAAAUGUCUUUGUGAAGAUGAGGCAAGGUUUUAUGCUGCUGAAGUAAUAUCAGCAUUAGAAUAUUUGCAUCUUCAAGGCUUCAUUUAUCGAGAUUUAAAACCAGAGAACAUCCUGCUCCAUGAAAGUGGGCAUUUGAUGCUGGCCGAUUUUGACCUCAGUAAACAAUCAUUGCCUGUAAGCCCACCUGGGAUCUACAGUACUCCUAAUGCUCCACCCUUAGUGGAUACAAGAUCAUGCAUAGCACAAUUAAGGACAAAUAGUUUUGUGGGCACAGAGGAAUACAUUGCACCUGAAGUUAUUCGAGGGUGGGGACAUACCAGCAGUGUCGAUUGGUGGACAUUAGGCAUUCUGAUCUAUGAGAUGCUAUAUGGUACAACACCGUUCAAGGGAUACAAUCGAAAUGAGACAUUCUCCAACAUUAUAAAAAUGGAUAUCAGCUUCCCAACGACUAAAAGAAAUAAAGAGACGCAGGCGGUAUCUUAUCAUUGUAAAUCACUUAUAAAGCAAUUACUUGCAAAGCAAGAAAAUAGGAGGUUAGGAUCUAAAGCAGGAGCAUCCGAAGUCAAGGCUCAUUCAUUUUUUAAACCGAUCAAAUUUGCUCUUUUACGACAUAUGACACCUCCUAUUAUACCUGGAAGUAAUUUUGAUGUGCCUCUCUAUUGUCAAAAAAAAAGUGAAUGUAGAGAAUCAAGUAUAACAGAAGAAGAGAGAUGUAUACCUUUGUCACUGCAGGAUCCAUUUGCCAAAUUCAAUUCUGUUACACUCUAUCAUGAAGGAGAUUCUGAUACAGAGGCAAUCUCUCUUGAUGAAGGAGAUUAAAAAAGUGUAAAUAAUUAUGCAAAUUACAACUUACACAGACGGUUACAGAUUGUGUAAAUAAAUAAAAACAGUUUCAGGAAUUCCC
This is a messenger RNA of Rhizopus microsporus ATCC 52813, 1564 nucleotides long. Its product is annotated as Pkinase-domain-containing protein. Gene Ontology annotation, molecular function: ATP binding; protein serine/threonine kinase activity. The transcript is spliced from 8 exons. Gene Ontology annotation, cellular component: plasma membrane; nucleus; cytoplasm. The record is from RefSeq and is a predicted model, not a curated record. Gene Ontology annotation, biological process: protein phosphorylation. The coding region runs from base 40 to 1479 and encodes 479 amino acids. NCBI's taxonomy places the organism in Eukaryota, Fungi, Mucoromycota, Mucoromycetes, Mucorales, Rhizopodaceae.